This is a messenger RNA of Hyaloperonospora brassicae, 1464 nucleotides long. NCBI's taxonomy places the organism in Eukaryota, Oomycota, Peronosporomycetes, Peronosporales, Peronosporaceae. The record is from the annotation of a GenBank genome assembly.
AUGGCGUGGAGAACGUCGACGCCGCCGCCGCCUGCUGCUGCUCCUGCGCCGCACACUCGCGCGCCCAUGACCGCCCACAAUGCUCUCUUUCUCAUCUGUUUUGGCAUGUUUCUCAUGGCUACACUGUUGCCCGUGCUCAUGGCUUCACUGAGCCGUCUAUUUGUCCUCGUGGGUGCCGUGCUCGCCGGUGCGGCCGCCACGAACCCGUCGGACCAUUCGUUUGCGCUGUGGAUCAACCAGCAGAACGAACCGCGAGACCUCGUGCCCGAUGCGUCGUCUGUUGGCGUCUCCAAGUGGUUCUCGGCCGUGUACCACACGGCCAAAGCACUGAUGUGCAACGAGCCAUUGACGUGGCGCUUCCACAAUGCACUCGUGUUUAGUGUCGUCCACGUACCCUCGAGAGAGCGCUGGGCGUUCGGUGUCUUUGGCACGUGGCGCUGGGCAGACGAAGCUGGUGCGUAUGUCACGUCUCUGUGCCAUUCGCCAUGGGUCAUGAAAAUCUCGAGAGGUGGUACUGUGUCGAGCAUUGAAGAGUACGUGGUACAUGGCGCUGGAGGUCGUUACGGGUCGAGUGCCGGGUCGAGUGCCGAGGGAUUGUUGAGACGACGGAAAGUAGCAAUGUCGAGUGGAUGUCCGACUGGGUUUGUGAACGAUGACGUCGCGACGACGUCGCAUCAGCAGAUUCGAGCGAAAGCGAUGCAGUCGAAGAUUAAAAAGGAUUGGAAAACCGCUGCAGUGUUAUUCCUCGAGGCGGCAAAAGUUGCAGGUGCUUUGCUGGUACGUGCCAACUACGAGCUGGAAGCAGCGUGGUGUGCAUUGGAAGAAGCGGCGACGUACCCGAGCGAGCAAAGUGACUUGGUGCGUAAGAUUAAGCAGCUGUGCGACGAGUUGGCUUCAGCUGGGUACUUUGAUGAAGCGGCACGUGGACUGUCUGAGCUGGCGCUGCGGUUGAAACGGAAGUUUCCUACGGAAUGCAAAACGACUGAGCUUGCCAAGCAAGUCGCAGCACUGUACGUGCAAGCCAAGAAUGUCGCCGAAGCUGGUGGUAGCGUGCACAACGCUGCUGAAAAUGGCGUACGGGCGGCGCAGGUAUAUGCCGAUGCGGGUCUGUGGUCGUUUGCUAGGAAGUGUUUCGAGGUCGUUGGUGACAUUCAACGUGAGAAUGAGCAGUACGAGCUUGCCAAUGAAGCGUACGGUAAUGCUGUUCUCUGUCGUAUUGGCCAGCUUGACAUGACUGGUGCGGAGAACAUGCUCAAUCGGUUCACCGAGUACAUGGGUGACACACACCGAUCAAGUGACAUGGACUGCUUUUUAUCGAGCGUACUAAAAGCUUAUCACAAGUGGUCGCGACACAUUCUUGAGACAGCAGUAGAGCGCUAUAGCUCGUCGCACCGGCUGGCACCAUGGCAGCGUAAGUGUCUUGUGGACUUGCAGAAAAAGCUGGACAAUGCUGAUUUGCGGUAA